Messenger RNA from Etheostoma cragini (Arkansas darter), 1384 nucleotides. RefSeq names its product homeobox protein Hox-B8a-like. The transcript is spliced from 2 exons. The record is from RefSeq and is a predicted model, not a curated record. Gene Ontology annotation, cellular component: nucleus. Gene Ontology annotation, biological process: anterior/posterior pattern specification; regulation of transcription by RNA polymerase II. Bases 548 to 1267 code for a protein of 239 amino acids. Lineage: Eukaryota; Metazoa; Chordata; Actinopteri; Perciformes; Percidae. Gene Ontology annotation, molecular function: RNA polymerase II cis-regulatory region sequence-specific DNA binding; DNA-binding transcription factor activity, RNA polymerase II-specific.
AGAGAGAGAGAGAGAGAGAGAGAGAGAGAGAAAAAUAUGAAACAACUCAUUUGCAGAGGAGUAAAUCACGGAAUACCCGUUUGAGAGCGCGACAGGGCUCCUGCUUACAGCGCUAACACCGGAAUUGUGAUGCGCACGAGCCCUUCCUCCUCCUAUACUUCUCCCUCUUCUUCUCCUUCAUCUUCUUUUUCUUCUUCUUCGCUGGAGAUUUUAUGGAAUCGGUGUGAUUGUUGUUAUUGUUGUUGCGGUGGUUGUGGCUGUUUGCGCUCUGGCUGGCUGCCGUUACCGUUACUUACACCGCUUGUGUGUUGUGGCCGUGAAGUGAAACGCCACAACAACGGUCAGCGACACCGGCGGCAGACCUGCCUCACUCUCUGUCUCUCCCUCCCCUUCGCCUCUGUGUGUGUGUCGGUGUUUCUGUGCCUCAAACCGCACGACAGAAGCAGAAAAAAAGAAAAAACAAUUGAAAACCGCGACUCGCUUCCUUCAGUGCCACUCUUGACUCUUCUGAGCCAAACUGAAACAACAAUAAACACCAACACAAAAGAUGAGUUCAUAUUUCGUCAACUCGCUCUUCUCCAAAUAUAAAAGCGGGGACUCGUUACGUCCGAACUACUACGAGUGCGGUUUCGCGCAGGACCUGGCCGGCAGCCGGCCCACCGUGGUCUACGGCCCGGGCUCCGGCGCCACCUUCCAGCACGCUCCGCAGAUCCAGGACUUCUAUCACCACAGCGCCUCCACGCUGCCCAGCAACCCGUACCAGCAGAGCCCCUGCGCGGUCACAUGCCACGGCGAGCCGGGAAACUUCUACGGUUACGACGCCCUGCAGCGGCAGACGCUUUUUGGGGCCCAGGACGCGGAUCUGGUCCAGUAUAGCGAUUGCAAACUGGGAAGCGCGCCGGGGCUCGGCAGCGAGGACGCGGAGGGAACCGAGCAGAGCCCCUCACCGACUCAGCUGUUCCCCUGGAUGAGGCCGCAAGACUUGCGCCAUGCAGGUGCCGACAGACGGCGCGGGCGGCAGACGUACACGCGCCACCAGACGCUCGAGCUGGAGAAGGAGUUCCACUUCAACCGGUACCUCACGCGGCGGCGGCGGAUCGAGAUCGCGCACGCGCUCUGUCUCACGGAACGGCAGAUCAAGAUCUGGUUCCAGAACCGGAGGAUGAAGUGGAAGAAGGAGAACAGGCUGACUGAGAGCGGCUCCCCAACGGCACCGCUACCGCCACCCGAGGAGGAGGAGGAAGAGGAAGAGGAGGAAGAGGAGUGAUAACAAUGACUACUAGACACUUUAACACAUCCUAACACUUGUUUUUUUAACUCCUCAUCUCAGAUAUCAUUCUUAACGUUUUAGGGAAAUGAAAUAAAAAGUGAUGUUUUCUGUUUU